GACGAAGAGUAGUUCUGAAAUCGAAAGUUACGCGUUCCUUCUUCGUGAUCCGUUAAGAAAAACCGCGAGUGUCAAUAAAGAUGAAGUGUUUCAUUGUGAUGUCUUUGAUGGUUGUGGGCUGUGCCCUCGCCCAGAACUUCGACGAUGGUAAAUACCGUCCAGAUAUCCUGAACAGCAAAUACGACGAUGGCCAGUACCGUCCAAAUGGCGGCGGUGCCUACACUGGCAGUGGAUCUUCCAACCGAGGUGGCUCUGGAGGAUCAGGAUUCGGAGGUGGAUCAGGAUUUGGCGGUGGUUCAGGAUUCGGUAGCGGUUCCGGUUUUGGAGGUGGUGCUGGAUUCGGUGGUGGCAAUGCUAACCGAUUCCAGGCUGCUCCCAUCGUUGUAGCUGCUCCAGUCGUUGCUGCCCCGGCUCCAGUUCCAGUGUUCGCUGCUCCAGUUUCCGGUGGAUUCGGAACCCGUGGUGGAAGCGGAUUCGGCUCAGGCAGCGGAAGCGGAAACACCAUCGGAGUCAAGGAAGAUACCCGUGACCUGAACGAAGAUGGAUACAACUACCGCAUCCUGACUGAGAACAACAUCGACUUCGCCGAAUCUGGCCGCAUUGAGAACCGUGGAAGCGACAACGAAGUGCUCCGUGCCAAGGGAUACUACGAAUUCGUUGCCGAUGAUGGUGUCAAGUACCGCGUCGACUAUGUUGCCGAUGAGAAUGGAUUCCAGCCCACCGGAACCCAUCUGCCAACUCCACCCCCAAUCCCAGAGGAAAUCCUCCGCUCCCUGCAGGUUCUGCGAGCCAACUAA
Molecule: messenger RNA, 797 nt
Organism: Uranotaenia lowii
Lineage: Eukaryota; Metazoa; Arthropoda; Insecta; Diptera; Culicidae
Product: pupal cuticle protein 36-like
Exons: 3
Coding region: 81-797 (238 amino acids)
Cellular component (GO): chitin-based extracellular matrix
Molecular function (GO): structural constituent of chitin-based larval cuticle
Source: RefSeq, a predicted model, not a curated record